GCGAUAUUUGGAUCUUGUAGGAGGGUUACAUACGUCUUCAAUGAAAUGGGGAAGGGAUAAAUGUUCUGAAAUUUAAGAUAUCCUCUACGCUAGGGAGUCUUGUCGAGAAGAAAAUGGCCACUUCCGUCGCUGCUUCCUUUCAAAUCAGAUUCAGUUCCAGCAGCUUAACAUCACAUGAGCUUUGCCAUUUAACCCCAAACCCUAAUCAAUGGAGGUCUUCACAUUUAGCCAAGAGCUAUAAGUUCGUCACAUCCAUACACAGACCAUUGAAGAGUUCUGUGGUUGCCCCAAUGGCUCUAGGAGCAAAGCAGAAUACAAGUCAAGAUACAGAUGACAUGUAUGAUGACUUGUUUAAGAAAUAUGGGAAGGUUGUUUACAAAAGCAAUGACAAAAAAUCUCCUGUUGCAGAUGUUGAUGAUGAUGCUGAGUGCUUGGCUUUUGCUGUGGCAAUGGCAAAGAUUGCAAGUGAUGUGAAGGGUGGAGAUAUAAAACUCCUGUUUGUUAAGCCUCUGGUUUAUUGGACAAAGUUUUUCCUCAUUACAACUGCUUUUUCUAGACCUCAAAUUGAUGCCAUAAGGAACAGAAUAAAUGAUCUAGCUGAAAAACAAUAUGGGAUAUUUGCAACUGGAGAUACAAAACCGAAUUCAUGGACAUUGUUAGACUUUGGUGACAUAGUAGUGCACAUAUUUCUUCCGGAACAGAGAGAACUUUACAACUUGGAAGAGUUUUAUGCGAAUGCAACUCUCAUAGACUUGCCUUUUAAAAACGAAAACAACUUUCAACGUUGAAAAGAUAUCAACUAAGUUGUAGAUUAGAGGGUUGUAUUUUUAAAAUGAUUAUUGUAAUUUUAAAAUAUAUUUAAUGAUAGUUAGGUAAUUUUACCAUCA
This is a messenger RNA of Lactuca sativa (garden lettuce), 887 nucleotides long. Its product is annotated as Lojap-related protein. The record is from RefSeq and is a predicted model, not a curated record. NCBI's taxonomy places the organism in Eukaryota, Viridiplantae, Streptophyta, Magnoliopsida, Asterales, Asteraceae. Gene Ontology annotation, molecular function: ribosomal large subunit binding. Gene Ontology annotation, biological process: negative regulation of ribosome biogenesis; negative regulation of translation.